This is a messenger RNA of Thecamonas trahens ATCC 50062, 1903 nucleotides long. RefSeq names its product ubiquitin carboxyl-terminal hydrolase. Gene Ontology annotation, molecular function: zinc ion binding; cysteine-type deubiquitinase activity. Lineage: Eukaryota; Apusomonadida; Apusomonadidae. The record is from RefSeq and is a predicted model, not a curated record. Gene Ontology annotation, biological process: protein deubiquitination. The transcript has 2 exons. Bases 146 to 1903 code for a protein of 585 amino acids.
CUCGCGCAAGCGCAGGCGCCGGGCUGCAGCGGCGGCUGUGUCGUCGCCCGCUACCAAGAAGGCCCGGCCGCUGGUGACACUACUGCCGGCAGGCGACGAUGGCCAGGUCGAGAGCGGGUCCGAUCCCGUUGAUUCAUGCCCGCACAUGCAGCGACUGGACUUGUGCUCGGCGGUUCUGGAUGAUGUGGUCCAGGGCGGACCAGUGGUGCCAGCCUGUGCUCUACAGGCUUGUGGCGCGGUUGCAGGUGGAGGCGGCUUUGCGCUCUGCCUCACCUGCGGCUCGGUGGCGUGUGCGGGGAGCAAGGAUGGGCCGGCGCGCGGCGCGCUCUCGCCUCAGCACUGGCACGCACGGACCCAUUUUGGCGAUACUGCGCAUGCGCUGGCGCUUCUGUUGCCAUCGCGGAUUGUGGUUUGCUUCUCGUGUGACUUGAGCCUCGGCCGCGGCGUCGACACUGACAAGGGCGACGUGGCCCGCCUCUUCGGCUCCCUCUCGCUUGCGCAGCCGGCCACGCCGGGUCGCACCUUUUCGUCGGUUCCGCUCACCCCACGGCUCUCAGUCCCAUCGUUUGCUGAAGUUGCCAGCCACCGCGCAUCAGUUCGCGCCCGCGAAGUGCUCGCCGAGGCCUUUGCCGCCUGGCGCGGCGUGGUCCGUGACGCCCGACACCCGCCGGUCAAAUCCAAGCCGCCGGCUUCCUCGCCGGCCCGCGACACGUCGCGACUGCUUGCACCGCGACUCAAGGUUGACAUUCCAUCGGCAAGUUCCGUAGGUGCAGGUGCCUCGCUCACCAGGUCGUCGCUGGUCAUGCCGCCAACGCCGCGCCGCACAGGCUCGUCGCUCACGGAGGCACUGGCCUCGCCUGCGGCAGGCAGCGCUGGCCUCGGGCAGCGGAUCCCGGGUCGAGUCGGCCUCGACAACCUUGGCAACACCUGCUACAUGAACGCGGCUAUCCAGGCGCUCUCACAUAUCGAUGCCUUUCGCGACUUUUCUUGCAGCUCGUCGACGCUCGACUGCCACCAACUGGUCGAGUCUGGCCAGGAAGAUGAAGACUUGGAGCUCGCUGGUGCCAUCCGCAACCUCAUGCGAGUCCUGUGGUCGAUUCGCUGGGAGUACGUCGUGCCCAACGAGCUGCAGGCCGCCGUGUGGAAGUUCCUCCCACGCUUUCGCGGCACGGACCAGCACGAUGCCCACGAGUUCUUCACCUUUUUCCUUGAUACCCUUCACGAGGAACUGUCGUCGCGGAGCUUGGCGCUCGCGACCAUGAAGCGCAUGUUCUGCGCAAGCAUGAGAACCUCGCUGGCUUGCCUCGGCUGCGGUGCCGUCAAGCACAACGACGCCGACGCCUGGGACCUCAGCAUCGACAUCCCGCCCAAGUUUCACCAGUUCACACGAAGAAGCCGCGGCCGUGUCGUCACUGUCUCCUCCUCCUCUCGACGCAAGGAUGUUCCGCUCGACACUUGCCUUUACGCCCUUUCCCACCCCGAACUCCUUGACGCCGCCAUCGACUGCGACGCCUGCGGCGGCAAGCAUCAGGCAGAGGUGACCCCCUCACUGACGAAAACGCCACAUGUUCUCCGCCUCCAUGUCAAGCGCUUUGUAUGGGAUAAGAACGGCCCGGCCAAGAUCGCCACUGCCAUUUCCUUUCCGCUCACCAACCUCGACGUCGCGCCACUGCUCAACAGCUCGGCCUCGCCGGCUUCGGAGCUCUAUGACCUGGCUGCAGUCAUUGUCCACAUCGGAUUUAGCCUCUCCCGCGGCCACUACAUCACAAUGGCCAAGACGCGCUCGCACUCGGGAGCCACCGUCUGGAUCAAGUUUGACGACAAGAAGACAACCGUCGUCACAGAAGCCGAGGUCCUCGCCGCCGAAGCCUACAUCCUUGUCUACGUCCGUCGUGAGUUGUAG